Messenger RNA from Juglans regia (Persian walnut), 2562 nucleotides. RefSeq names its product G-type lectin S-receptor-like serine/threonine-protein kinase At1g11330. Gene Ontology annotation, biological process: protein phosphorylation; recognition of pollen. The transcript is spliced from 7 exons. Lineage: Eukaryota; Viridiplantae; Streptophyta; Magnoliopsida; Fagales; Juglandaceae. Bases 1 to 2469 code for a protein of 822 amino acids. The record is from RefSeq and is a predicted model, not a curated record. Gene Ontology annotation, molecular function: ATP binding; protein serine/threonine kinase activity.
AUGGGGCUCGUUCGAACCAGAAACUUGUCAUAUCUCCAGGUACUCUUGAUAUCUUUGUCUUGUUUGGAGUUUGGAUGUGCCAUAGACACUAUCACAGCACAUCAAUUCAUCAAAGACCCUGAAAUCAUAAUUUCCAAUGGCGGUGACUUUAAACUGGGAUUUUUCAGCUCUACAAAUUCAACCUAUCGGUAUGUUGGGAUAUGGUAUACUAAAGUUUCAGCUUCUCAUGUCGUAUGGGUUGCUAAUAGAAACAGACCCCUCAAGACUUCCUCUGGGAUUCUUACUAUAUCCGAAGAUGGCAAUCUAGUGGUAUUAGACGAAGAAAAGAAGAUUAUUUGGUCAUCAAAUGUUCCAAAUUCAGUUUCCAAUCCAAGUGUUCAGCUUUUAGAUUCUGGGAACCUUGUCAUGAAAGAAAACAAUACCGGUUCAAUCUUAUGGGAGAGUUUCCAAUAUCCUUCUGAUUCAUUACUGCCAAAGAUGAAAAUGAUUAUUGAUAUAAUAACAGGCAAGAAUGUGCAGCUAGCGUCAUGGAAGAGCCCUUCUGAUCCGUCCGUUGGAGCCUUUUUUGCAGGUAUUUACUUUUUCAAUCUUCCUGAAAUAUUCAUUUGGAAAGACGGCCAACCCCAUUGGCGUAGUGGUCCAUGGAAUAGUCGGCUAUUUAUUGGAAUACCGACCAUGUAUUCUCUAUAUCUUGAUGGAUUUAGUCUUGUAGAUGACAAAGAAGGAACAUUCUAUUUUACUUUUGAUUUUUCAAACAAGUCUAUGUUAUCACAUUAUACCUUGAGUUCCGAAGGAAAUCUAGAGGAAAUUAGCUCCAUUAAUGGGAAGGAUUGGGAGGUCACGUGGUCAUCUUUGAUGUCAGAAUGCGAUAUUUAUGGCAAGUGUGGGGCAUUUGGAAGUUGUAACUCACAAAACUCACCAAUUUGCAGCUGUUUAGAGGGGUUUGAGCCAAAGAUCAUAGAAGAAUGGAAUGGAAGAAAUUGGACUAGCGGGUGUGUGAGGAGGACACCCUUGCAAUGUAAGAGGGUGAGCACUGGUGGUGAAGAAGGCCAAAAGGAUGGGUUUUUGAAAGUGAAGAUGAUGAAAACGCCAGACUUUGCAAAUUGGUCUUCUAUUAUUGAGGAUGAAUGUAGAUACCAGUGUUUGGAGAAUUGUUCUUGUAUAGCUUACGCAUAUGAAUCUGGCAUUGGGUGUAUGUCAUGGAGUAGUGACUUGAUAGACUCACAAAAGUUUUCAACUGGAGGAGUUGAUCUUUAUGUUCGUGUGGCCUAUUCAGAACUUGAUAAAAAGGGAGAAGUGAAAGUAAUCAUCACGGUCACUGUGGUCUUAGGAUCAUUGUUCAUUGCCAUUUGCAUUUUCUUCUUAUGCCGGCGGAAGGCUAAACGAAAAGGAGGAAUAUGUCUAAAAUCUCACGGUGAAGAAAAUCUUGCCGUCAGCAUGAACAAAGACAAAGUACUUGAGGAGCUACCGAUACUUAGUCUUGAGGAGCUGGCAAGUGCCACAAACAACUUUGAUCAAUCUAAUAAGCUUGGGCAGGGUGGAUUUGGUCCUGUCUACAGGGGAAAAUUGCUAGAUGGACAAGAAAUUGCAGUUAAAAGACUUGCGAGAACUUCAGGACAAGGGCUAGAAGAAUUUAUGAAUGAGUUGGUGGUGAUUUCUAAACUUCAGCAUCGGAAUCUUGUUAGACUCCUUGGAGGGUGUGUUGAAGGUGAAGAAAAGAUGUUGGUCUAUGAAUACAUGCCAAACAAAAGUUUGGACACAUUUAUUUUUGAUCCAGUCAAACAAGAGUUGCUAAAGUGGAGAAAACGCUUCAACAUUAUUGAGGGAAUUGGUCGAGGUCUACUCUACCUUCACAGGGAUUCGAGACUUAGGAUUAUUCAUAGGGACCUAAAGGCAAGUAACAUAUUAUUGGAUGAAGAGCUCAAUCCAAAAAUAUCAGAUUUUGGAUUGGCCAGGAUUUUUGGAGGCGAUGAAGACCAAGCCAAUACUAAAAGGGUUGCCGGAACAUACAGUUAUAUGUCCCCAGAAUAUGCAAUGGAAGGACGUUUUUCAGAAAAAUCAGAUGUCUUCAGCUUUGGAGUAUUAUUACUAGAAAUAGUGAGUGGAAGAAGAAACGCUAGUUUUUAUUAUGAUGAGCAAAUCACGAGUCUUUUAGGAUUUGCAUGGAAAAUGUGGGACACAGACAAUAUUGUUGCUUUAAUCGAUCCAGUGAUAUCAGAACCAUACUUUCAGGAGGAGAUCCAGAGAUGUAUACAUGUCGGGCUGUUGUGUGUGCAAGAUUUAGCUAAAGAUAGGCCAAGUGUGCAUGUUGCUAUUUCCAUGCUAAAAAGUGAGAUUAUUGAGCUGCCUCGUCCCAAGCAACCUGUAUUCAGUGCAAUUCAAGUUGCUCCAGAAACAGAGUCUUCAACUCGCAUACGAAUAGAAGGCAGUGUCAACAAUGUCACUAUUACAAUGGUUCAUGGUAGAUAGAUGACACCUACUCUUGAGUGUUUGAAACAGUCAUUUUGUAAUUGAACAAGUUGCAAACUUUCGAUAGAACCUGCACAUAUUUGCUUAAUAUAA